Micropterus dolomieu (smallmouth bass) is the source of this 1422-nucleotide messenger RNA. RefSeq names its product glycosylated lysosomal membrane protein. Bases 59 to 1252 code for a protein of 397 amino acids. NCBI's taxonomy places the organism in Eukaryota, Metazoa, Chordata, Actinopteri, Centrarchiformes, Centrarchidae. Gene Ontology annotation, cellular component: lysosome. The transcript has 7 exons. The record is from RefSeq and is a predicted model, not a curated record.
AGCUGACAUAUGAAGGAGCGGGUCAUGUGACGUGCGGCGCCUCCCGGUCACAACAAAAAUGGCGGCUGCGGCGAAGAAGAGGAGCCGCGGAGCUUCUUCUCCGGUUUACCUGCUUCUUGUCUUCAGCCUGUUCAGCGGAGGACACAGUUUCAGCAGACAGUUGGUGGUAGAGCUGAACCCCGGCUCUCCUUUCGCGCCUCCCGGUGGCGAACUGCUGCACGUGAGAGCCGUGGGAGACAACGACACGCUGCACUUCCUGUUCUGCAGCCAGGGGGCGCCGACGCUGCUGCUCGUCCACACAAACACUUCUUCAUCUACUGUCAAGGUGAACUGGAGUCAGUUUGUGUCUCGUAACCACAGCGGCAGCCUGAAGGUGGAGCCAGAGAGCAGCGUCCUGCACAGCACCGCCGUCGUCUUCAGCAGGCUGUUGGAGUACGAUGACGUUAACGACACGGCCGAGCCGACCUCUGACCUCCUCCCUCCGUACGAGCUGCAGGACUUCAGCUGGUCUCGCCUUCGCCUGUCGGGUCCGACCGCUUUGCUCUGCGGAGCCGCCGCCUCCUUCGCCAACGGAUCGCUGUGCCUGCAGCUGUCAGUGUUUGAGUCCGCGGGGCGUGGUCAGUCGUGGCCCCGCCUCCUCCACACAGCUAACUCCUCCCAGGUGGGGGUGUGGAUUGAUGGCGUGUUGCCGCGGGCGAAUCGUUCCAGGUUCCUAUUGGAGCUGCAGGCGGUGGGCAGGGCCUAUCCGCUCAGCAGAGUUGAGGUUCAUCGAUCGAUCGACGACGAGUUCACGCCGUCAAUAUUCAAGGUGUCUCAGUGGGUGUCGGCGGAGAACGGCAGCUCUGACGUUCUGGGUUUUGUUCAAUGGAAGCCGGUGGCGUACCGUCAGCCUGCUCCGACUCUGGAGGACGCCACGCCGUGCCGUCACUCUGACCCGCGGCCUCAGAGCGGCGAGGCGGCGGCGGCGGCGUCCGGUCUGAUUCGAGCGUUCUACGCAAAACCAGAAGCCUUCGGGCUGAACGUGAGCUUCGGCCUGGCAGGAGAACCGUUCUACGACAGCACCAAGUUCCUCAGCUGGACGCUGCUGGUGGGCUCCGGCUCUCCUCCCAUGGACUCCUUCUCGCCGCUGGUUCUCAGCAUGAUGGCGGUCGGGCUGGGGACGCCCCUGAUCCUCCUGCUGGUGGGCGGAGUCUACGUCUGCGUCCGCAAGAGGGCGGCGGCCUCCACGGCGACCUACGAACCAAUCAACUGACAGCUGGGUCGCAGCCAAUUUUUUUUUUAUAUAUAUUUAAAAUGUUUUUAAAAACUGCUGACAGACCGGUGACCUCACUGACUCCCUCCAGCCAAUCAGGAGUCUGUUUCUUCAGAUGGUCUCAGUCUGUCUGCUAAAUGCUGAAAUAAAGAUCUGAUCCCGGAACACGA